UCCUUUAGCUCAAACUUUGCUUUAAUUGACUUUAAGAAGGGUCUCUCUCAUGGCGCUUAUGGAUUUUCCCUUCGUAGAUGGAUUUUCCUUUCGUAGAGAGGUUAUAGGUAAUAGAUAAGCGUUGGAAGAGGAAAGAAGUUGGAUCGAGAUUUUCUGGAACUCAUCUUUCUGGUUUCUUGAGGAAAACUAUUUUUUAAUGUGUUGGACGAAGAAUGAAGGAAGAGGGCAUUAUUGCUCUAAAAAACAUGAUAAUAUCUGGGGAUAUGUAUGUGGUCAGGAAUCGAGUCGAUUGAGCAUGUCGAGAAUCCUUCGUAUUUUAUUGUUUCUACUGCUUCCGACAUGCAUCUUCAGUAUAUAUGUUAAUGGACUGAAGAUCUCAUACUUCCUUCGACCAUUAUGGGAAUCGCCGGCGAAACCUUUCCGUGAUAUCCCGCAUUAUUAUCACGGGAAUGUGUCGAUGGAGAAGCUCUGUAAACUUCAUGGUUGGGGGAUUCGUAAGUUUCCGAGAAGGGUUUAUGAUGCAGUUUUGUUUAGCAACGAAGUGGAUAUUCUCAAAAUACGGUGGCAAGAGUUGUACCCUUACAUUACACAGUUUGUUCUUCUUGAGUCCAGUUCAACAUUUUCAGGAAUUCCGAAGCCUAUGGUUUUCGCUAGCCAUCGAGAUCGAUUCAAAUUUGUUGAGCCCCGGUUGACUUAUGGCACAAUUAGAGGAAGGUUUAAGAAAGGAAAAAACCCUUUUAUCGAGGAGGCUCGGCAGCGAGAAGCAUUAGACCAGCUCCUCAAAAGAGCAGGAAUUGCCGAUGAUGACUUGUUGAUAAUGUCAGAUGUCGACGAGAUACCGAGCAGGCAUACGAUCAACCUCUUGCGAUGGUGUGAUGACAUACCUCAAGUUCUUCAUCUUCGGAUGAAGAAGUAUCUAUACUCAUUCGAGUUUUUUGUGGAUGAUAAGAGUUGGAGAGCAUCGGUUCAUAGGUAUCAGACUGGUAAAACGAGGUAUGCACAUUGUAGGCAGGCAGAUGAGACUUUGGCUGAUGCAGGGUGGCAUUGCAGUUUUUGCUUCCGUCGCAUCAGCGAGUUCAUAUUUAAGAUGAAAGCUUACAGCCAUAAAGAUCGAUUGAGGUUCUCUCUUCACUUGAACCCGAAACGAGUUCAGAGAGCAAUCUGCAAGGGCGCGCUUCUGUUCGACAUGAUCCCUGAAGAGUACACAUUCAAGGAAAUAAUCCGGAAAAUGGGACCUAUACCCCAUUCCUUCUCGGCUGUUCAUCUUCCUUCGUAUCUUUUACAGAACGCGGAUGAAUAUAAGUUUCUUCUACCUGGAAAUUGUUUGAGAGAGAGAGAGCCAAUUUACUUGUAGGAUAUUCAGAUCGUACCUCUUAUUUGCUGUUAAUUCUAAAUCUUCCUUGUGAAA
Hibiscus syriacus is the source of this 1408-nucleotide messenger RNA. RefSeq lists its product as uncharacterized. Gene Ontology annotation, biological process: N-acetylglucosamine metabolic process; protein N-linked glycosylation. The transcript is spliced from 2 exons. Gene Ontology annotation, cellular component: membrane. Gene Ontology annotation, molecular function: beta-1,4-mannosylglycoprotein 4-beta-N-acetylglucosaminyltransferase activity. The record is from RefSeq and is a predicted model, not a curated record. The coding region runs from base 197 to 1354 and encodes 385 amino acids. Lineage: Eukaryota; Viridiplantae; Streptophyta; Magnoliopsida; Malvales; Malvaceae.